CCUCCAACCAAAAAGUACGAUGGCUUCAUCCUUGGCCUAUGACGUGCUUGUGCAGCCCGAUUUGCGUGAGCUCAUCUUUGCGUACCAAGCCGGCGUCUCGUGCACACUGCAUCACAUGCUAGCGCUCUACCAUCAAAAGCUCGACCAAGUGCAAUAUCUUUACCACCCCGACUUGAGCGAACUGGUCGACCCGAUUCGUCUUCGCGGCUACAUGCUCUGCCGCCUCAUCCGCGAAGGCUACUGCGACGAAGCCAACGAGCUCUUAGACACGUUUCCGGGCAGCAACGACAUUCGGCUGCCGUCGCGCCUCGCGCCCUUGCUUCGGUGGACGAUCGAUAGCGCGGCCAAGCACCGCAAUUUGGCGCUCAUCAAGCGGCUCCACGCACGGGGCCUCGGCGCAGCUUCGGUGCGAGCCAUGGACCUCGCGGCCGAGCACGGGGACUUGGCCAUUGUUGAGUUUCUCCAUACGCAUCGACGCGAAGGGUGCUCCAAGAUUGCGUUCAAAAAAGCAAAGAAACACAAGGAGGUCCUGGCGUUUCUCAAGGCAAAUCGACCCAACGACGCGCGGAUCCGGCCACCGGUCUACGGUGAGCCCAAGGUGCCGCUGUCUCAUGUGUUGACGUGUGCGAUUCAGUAAUCGUGAG
Saprolegnia diclina VS20 is the source of this 644-nucleotide messenger RNA. RefSeq lists its product as hypothetical. Bases 20 to 637 code for a protein of 205 amino acids. The record is from RefSeq and is a predicted model, not a curated record. The transcript has a single exon. Lineage: Eukaryota; Oomycota; Saprolegniomycetes; Saprolegniales; Saprolegniaceae.